Messenger RNA from Anastrepha ludens (Mexican fruit fly), 2175 nucleotides. Its product is annotated as solute carrier family 2, facilitated glucose transporter member 1-like. Gene Ontology annotation, molecular function: hexose transmembrane transporter activity. Gene Ontology annotation, biological process: monosaccharide transmembrane transport. The record is from RefSeq and is a predicted model, not a curated record. Gene Ontology annotation, cellular component: membrane. Lineage: Eukaryota; Metazoa; Arthropoda; Insecta; Diptera; Tephritidae. Bases 583 to 2136 code for a protein of 517 amino acids. The transcript is spliced from 7 exons.
GGGGCGACCGUUAUUAGAAAAAAACUUUUUCUUCAUUUUGGUCUUUCACCGAGAUUCGAACCUUCGAUCUCUCUGAAUUCCGAAUGGUAGUCAUGCACCAGCCCAUUCGGCUACGGCGGCAUUAUAAGGUGUUGGAAAAAUUUUCCAAGGCUAGUAAUCAGUUAGGGUUAAGCAGAUGCAUAAGUAUAUGUAAAUAAAGCUCUUUUGUUUAUUCAACAAAUACUUGCAUUGCCUAACGCCCGCUAGUCUGCAACCGUUAGGCUAGAUCUGCAAUUUAUUUCCACGCUUUUGCUUAUCAAUUUAGUACAAAUUAAAUGUGACACUUUUAUUUCAAUGCCGCCGAACUUUCACAGCUAAUUGCCUUAUCUUAGGCUACUUCAAACACUUGUCUUAAUUGGAUAAAAAAGCAUAAGCUAAUCUAGUGCCUAUUGCGUGCAUGAAACAGUAAAUGGCAGAUGAAGCUCCUACUAUGGCUGAUGAAAUUUGGUAGCAUCUAAAUUAUAUAAUCCAAUGGUAUAAUAAAAAAUAUUAUAAAGUAAGCGUUUAAAGUCGCUGUUCGUUAUGUGAGCGAAGUCAAACGAAAUGGAGGCGUCACUGUGUGAAGAACCGGGGGCCUUCAAAGCCAAAUCUCAAGGUAAUCUGCAGGCCAUCAAGCAGUUUGAGGAGCAAGAAUUGGUCGACAAACAAUUGAACAAUAAAGAAGGAUGGACUAAGCAACUCGCCUUCGUCGGCUAUGGAGCGACGAUAGGUGCGGCAGUGCCGGCUGGUUACUGUGUAGGUGUGAUGAACAGUCCUGCUGAGUUUAUGCGCAAUUGGUGUAAUCAGACGCUGAUCGAAAGAUAUGAUUGGCACUUGACUGAGACGGGCAUGAACAUUCUGUGGUCGACGAUUGUUUCAAUUUUCUUAGUAGGCGGCGCUAUAGGAUCUCUGACGGGAGCCAAAGUGGCCAAUCGAUUUGGAAGGCGAACCUCUUUUCUAUCAUGCGGUGUCCUCUUUGUCAUAGCAGCUGUGCUCUUUUUCACUUGUCGCAUGCUGCGCUCCGUGGAAGUGCUCAUCAUUGCACGAUUCCUAGUUGGCUUAGCAGGAGGUCUGGCCACUGCUUGCCUACCUAUGUACCUCGCCGAGGUAGCGCCAUUAUCCAUGGGAGGCGUAUUGGGCGUCUUCUGUCCAAUGGGUCUAACCGCUGGUGUUGUGAUAGCUCAAAUUUUCAGUUUACGCAGCGUUUUUGGUAACUCGGAACAAUGGCAUUUGGCAAUCAGCUUCUACCUUGUAUUCGUAUUGAUCUGCUAUGCACCCAUGUACUACUAUCCGGAGAGUCCGAAAUGGUUGUAUGUCAUUAAAGGUGAUGAGGAGGGCGCGCGGAGGCAACUAAAAAUAUUACGUGGAAAUAUUAGUGACACUGAUAUUGCUAGGGAAAUGGCCAUAAUGGAAGCCGAAUCGAAUGUGAAAGAUCAAGUCAGCGGAUAUGGUGCCGUGCUGAGUGAUCCAAAGCUACGGCUGCCAUUGAUUAUCGUUUGUGCCUUUCAGGGCGGCCAGCAAUUGUCGGGCAUUAACGCAAUUUUCUUCUAUUCGGUGUCAAUUUUCCUCAGAGCUGGUUUAUCUGCAUCGGCUGCUGAGUGGACCAAUUUAGGUGCCGGUUCUCUCAAUUUAGCUGUAUCUUUAGUGGGUCCAUAUCUAAUGGCCAGAUUUAAUCGUCGUUCACUUAUGCUCUUCUCAACAUUUUUUAGUGCUCUUGCUCUGGCAUCAUUUGCACUACUUCUUUACUUCAUCGACUAUGUCUCUUGGUUUGCUAUUGGUUGCGUUGUUUGCAUUUUCCUCUACAUAUUCUUUUUCCAGUUCGGAUUGGCUCCCAUUCCAUUUUUCAUCGGAUCCGAACUGUUUGAAGUAGCACCUCGAUCAGUGGCCAUGUCUCUGGGUAGCGUUUCUUCAUGGGUAUGCAAUUUCAUAGUCGGCAUGCUCUUUCCCACACUACAAGAUGCCUGGGGCUCCCUGGUAUUCAUACCUUUCGCUAUCGUUUGUGCGAUGCUUUUCAUCCUCACCAAACGAUAUCUCCCAGAAACAAAAGGUCGUAACCCGUCUCAAGUGGCGCCAUUGGUGGCGAAUGGUUUUAAAUCGAAUAUAUACGAAGUCAAAUAAUUUAAGUUUACUACUUAUUUGAAUAAGAAUAAACAAGUA